Molecule: messenger RNA, 3983 nt
Organism: Leptonychotes weddellii (Weddell seal)
Lineage: Eukaryota; Metazoa; Chordata; Mammalia; Carnivora; Phocidae
Source: RefSeq, a predicted model, not a curated record
UUCCGAUCAUGUGAUCCUAAUAUGUUCUCACUAUAUAAUUCAGGAACAGUAUUACCAACGGCGAAAUUGACUCUAGAAAACUAUAAACUGAUACUUGAUUUCCUUCAUACAGCUAAAAAAAGAAAGGCCAACUUACCAUCAGAUGCUGAAGAAUUUUCCACAUUUGUUAAUUCCAGAAUGAGUGAUGAAAAUGUAUCCAAGACACAAACAGUUUAUGAUUCAGACUCUCAGUCAGGUCUUAGUGCUAAAGAAAAGGAUCGAGCAGCAAAUUUGAGUCUAUUGGAUCAUUUUAUGAAAAUCUUCUUAUAUUGCAGGAGAGCAAUGGUUCUUGCUCAUCGUGGUGGCUAUUGGACUCUGCUUCAGAAUUGCUGUCGGGCCCUUUGGAACUUUACUCAGGAGCUGCAGAUACUUCUAAAACAAGCAGUGGAUAUGUAUAAAACAUUUCCUAUUAGCCAGGAUAGUUUUCUCUGUACCUGUGUUUUGCCAUUCUAUUUGGGAGCAGAAUUACUUAUUGAUAUGUUAAUAGAACUACAAAAUAUCAAUUCUGUUAAGGUUAUUGAAGAAAAAGGGGAGUUCAGUGUUCCAAGCUGCUAUGGAAAUAUUAAAAAUGAUAACGGUGGUUCUAGCCUUGAUUUUGAGCAUCUUUUGGAUGAUGUAAAUGUGGUUGAUUUGAAAUGGAUCCAUAACUUUGUGUUGAAAUCUCUGGAACUUUUGUAUCAAGUGGAAAAAUGGGAAACACUGGUAUCACUUGCUAUCCAGUUCAAUACAAUUUCACAUGAGAGAUACACAGAGCAAGUGACACCACUCCUGGUGUAUGCACAGCGUCAGCUUCUUCUAAGAAUAUCCAAGUUCAAUGGCCCGGAUGUUACCCAACAACCUUGUGCAAGAUAUGAGACUGAAUACAAAGAGAAGAUAACCUGCCGAAAUUUCAUUGGGAAGCAGCUCAAGAUUAAUCCUUCAACCAGUGAAGUAACAGAUACAGAAAACUGUGCAGAUAUCCUAAAAAAGUUUAUCUAUUCAGGGUUCUUCAGUCUUCAGAUAUUUCAAUCAUUUGACUCAGGAAAACCUCUUACUAGUAAAGAAAAUAUACAGGCACUUGAUGAAUUAAUAAGUAAAGGAUUGCCUGUAAUUCUAGUUACACUUGGCCAGGAACAUCUUUUAAAUAAGUUUUCUUUUGUUAAAGCAUACUUUUUAAUAAGUGUGGCUGCAACAAUAAAUUGUGUCCCAGAAAAUUCAAUGAAAACAAUCUACCAUGGACUUACUUCUGAGAAGAGUAGAGCCAACCUUCCAAACUUGAAAGAGCUAUAUUUAAAGGAUGAUGGAAGCUCACUUGGUCAGUUUGUAAAAAUGAAAGAUGACUUCACUUUUAGCACAGUGAAGUCAAUUCUACUGACAGAAGCUGAGGACAGACUAAACUUUCUUGUGUCAGAGAUAGAGCAUCCAGGCCACAAGAACCUCUCUCAGUGUUCUGCUGGUGAGUUGGAGAUUGUGGUGGAAGCCAGGCUUCAGCUGGCGGCAAUCGCCCUGCAGAGACACCGGGCGGCAUACAGUGCUGCAAUAGUAUUUUCUACGCUUAGACUUCUCCAGGAUUCAAAACUUUUUAAAAGGAAGGGAGUACAAGAUGACACAGAGAAUUCUGUCUCUCCAGGAGCUUCUGCUACUGAAAAUAAAGAUGAUAACGAGUUUUUAGAUCCCGUUUCCCUAAAUUCUCGAGAAUAUUUCAACAUUCAUCUCUGGUUGAGGUGCCGCUUAGCACUGGUGACUGCAUUUGUUGCACAGAUUCAUGGCAUUGGAAUGGUGACAGAAAACGACAUGAUAGAUUACGUCAGCCUCAUCAAUGAAGUGUGCGAGGAGGCAAAAAGUGCAGGUGACAGGGAGCUACAGGCCGAGUUCUUGAUGCAAGCUGUAAUCAUUGGCCUCCAAGAAAAGCAUCUAAAGGCAGACAUCAUAACCAACCUUCAGGCGAUAAUACAUUUGCUUGAAGAAAGUGAAUUUAUUUCUCCUCGAUCUCAUUUAACCCUGGUGAGAAGCAUGCUUUUGCUGGAUGACUUAACAAAAGCCGAGAAAUUCAAGGAAACUCCUUUAAAAACAGAAAAAUUACAUUUGUUGAUUCAGUCUCACAACAUUCUUAUUGAACAGAUGCUAACUUUUGGAGAGACAAUUGAGUUUCCUUUAUCAAACACUGACUAUGCAAGUCCAUUACAGCCUUUGAAAAAUAUCUAUCUUCCUCAUGUCAUGUUAUUGGCCAAAACAAAAAUGAGAAUUGGACAUAUUAUGGCCAAACAAGUAUAUUAUACCAGUAAAAAGAAGGAUCCCUCGAAGUGGUUCCCUGCCCUUCAUCUUUUUGAAAUAGCACUGAAGCUCUGUCAGGUAUCAGCAACAGAAGAACAUGAGGUGGAAGCUGAAAUUCUUUUUCAGAAAGGCAAAAUAGAACGUCAAAUAUUGAUGGAAGAGAAAUCUCCAAGUUUACAACUUGAGAGUUUAUUUGAAGCUAUACAGCUAAGCUUGAGAAAUGAUCAAAACUCAGGGUUGAUAAGAGACUCCUACUUAGAAAUGGCCCUGUUAUUUUUACAUAUGAGGAAGCCAAAAAACAAACUUUCAAUAUCACCAUUAACACUUAAGGCUUCUACCAGAAGGCAUAGUUCUAUUAAAGAACCAAUAGUAAAUAAAUUUGAAAUGUACAGUUCACUGGCCUGGAUUGUGAUAAGAGCUGCUGCCCAGGUCAGUGAAGCUGUGUUGGAAAUUAAUCUACUUAUUGGAAAGAAGAAUGCUAGAACUGAUAAAGUUAGCCAAGGGGCAUUACCAAAUAUCCCAGAAUUUGCCACCGUGGAUCUUCUGUCUUCAUACACAGAUUAUUUGCUUGAUAACUACCAAGUGGUCUUCCCCACUGGCAACACAUGCUCGUAUCAAACUGACGGAGUGUGUGGCAACACAGAUGCUAGAAAAAAACCUCAGACUAAAGUGGAUAUUACGUGGAUUCUUCUAUUGCGCUACUAUAUUCAUCUGCAAAGGAUUAAUAAUAUGAGCAAACUGCUAGCAUCUCCAAAGCCAGGAUCUGGAAUUUCAUUGCCAGAUGAUACACUUCUCACAUCCCUUUUCAACUCUGGGCUGAUUUUGCGCCAAAAAGAAAUGCAUUUUUUCCUUAAAAGAUUUUUACAGCUGUAUUCUUCCUCUUGUAUUGAUGAAUUUCCAAAAGAACUCUGUAAAGGAUUGGAAAAUACACUUUUUUCGGAAAAAAUCUCAUCUGGUUCAGUCAAGUUAUGUCAUGACAGUUCUCUACACUCUGAUUUAUCAUUAAAUAAGCUCUCUGCCAGCCCAUCUUCUGGAGAUGUGUCAUCAGUUAUGAAGAUACAAGAUUUAAACAAAGAACUUUGCUUUCAGUGGUACAUUCCUCCUCUAGAAAGACCUCCAAAGGACACAGAACCUAUGGUUUUAUUGUUGUAUGCAUAUAACAUGAAGCCCCAGAAUAUUUCAGAUGCUGUACCUAAUAGCACUUAUUGCAAUGUCUAUACUGGCUCUUUCUGGGUUCCACUGAACAGAGUUAUUUCAAUUCAUGAGAAACUAUCUAAUCUUAAGCAAAUAGCUGAAAUAUCAUUGCCAACAGCUCCUGAAAUCGCUUCAGAUGAAAAUGUAUCUGAAAUGCAAGAAAUGGAAGAGAAAUCAAUUGAUAAGGAAAUGGAAAACAUGAUUAUUGAAUGUUGCUCUGAAAUAAUCAAUCUGUUUUUGACUGAUGGAGAUGUAAUACCAUUGUCUGAGGUCCCAUUUGAUAUCUCGCUGCCAUCUAUAUUCCAUCUUGAGAGACUUUUUGACCUUGCUAAUGGUUGUAUCAUAUCAGGAGGAAGCCUUUUCAACUGGAUGGUGUCGAUUAUUCCCUAAACAUUCUUUACAUGUUAACUAACCUUAUAAAGGAUUUAACUGAUGUUCUUUUUCUUGGUUUGAAUACAUUUUUGGAACUGUCUUCUUAUAACAAGCAAAAUAAAAUG